AUGGCACCCCGCACGCAGCUAGAGAUCGCUACUUCCUCCGUGAUCCGCCUGGUCAAGGAGGAAGCUUCUUAUCACAAGGAGCUUCUGCAGCAGGCCGAGCGUAUCAAGAAGCUGGAGGCUGAUACCACUGGUGACGACGAGAACCGCGAGUAUACUCUGAAACAAGAGCACAUGUCUCUUGAAGAGACUAAAAAGGUUCUGCCUACGCUGAAGGAGAAGAUUGUGCAGGCUGUUGCGAACCUGGAAGCUCUGAUUAUUGAGGAGGGCAAGAAGGGAAUGGACAGCAACGUUGAGCAUAUUACCGCUGGCAAAGAAGCCAUUGCCCAAGCUAAGACCGCAGAGCGUGAGAUCUCGUGA
Penicillium robsamsonii is the source of this 357-nucleotide messenger RNA. RefSeq names its product putative tubulin-specific chaperone Rbl2. Gene Ontology annotation, biological process: tubulin complex assembly; post-chaperonin tubulin folding pathway. The transcript has 3 exons. Gene Ontology annotation, cellular component: cytosol; microtubule cytoskeleton. Bases 1 to 357 code for a protein of 118 amino acids. Gene Ontology annotation, molecular function: beta-tubulin binding. The record is from RefSeq and is a predicted model, not a curated record. NCBI's taxonomy places the organism in Eukaryota, Fungi, Ascomycota, Eurotiomycetes, Eurotiales, Aspergillaceae.